Messenger RNA from Arvicola amphibius (Eurasian water vole), 1809 nucleotides. It is a transcript of the gene Lrrc38, whose product is annotated as leucine rich repeat containing 38. NCBI's taxonomy places the organism in Eukaryota, Metazoa, Chordata, Mammalia, Rodentia, Cricetidae. Gene Ontology annotation, cellular component: voltage-gated potassium channel complex. Gene Ontology annotation, molecular function: transmembrane transporter binding; voltage-gated potassium channel activity; potassium channel activator activity. The record is from RefSeq and is a predicted model, not a curated record.
AUGGAGCACACCACCAGUGUAGCUAAGGCACCUUCAUCUACCCAGAUCUUUCCCAUCCCAAAAGAGGCAGAGCCCCCUGAACCAGGGGAUUGUAAGGGCAUUCUGGGACCUUCAGAGAGAGUGGGGAUACAAGACUGUAGGUCUGGCUUGGUGACAUGGGUGUGUGCAGGGGGAGGAGCUACUGAGAGGACCCAAUACUCAGCCUCUCCUGGAACUCAAGCAAGCAUUAUCCUCUUGGGCCCUUGGCUCCAUCCCAAAGGCUUGAUUGCCGGAUCCCUGGCUCAGAGUCACAUCAGAACUGGCCGCUACCCGCCAGGCUCACACCCUUCUCCAGAAGGAGGUGGGCCAAAGGCAGGUGGGAGGAAGGAGGGAAGCCCAGCCGUCCUGGAGCCUAGCCCGUACCUCAGAUUCACAACCCCAGACGGGGACUUGACAGCCUGCGGGCAUUGUCCAGGACUUGGAGCUAGAGUGACAGGGGCCCCUUUGGCAGAGACUAGGGUGGCGCUGCGGGCGCAUGCCCCAGACACGCCCUAUGAAAAUCGCUCCAGGGAUCGGUCACCGAACUUAGUCUUGAACACCGCUGGCCAGGUCCGUGCGACAGGUUCUACUUCCCCGCCCGAGUGGGGUCUCGCUGGGCUCCCUCCGUGAUCACCACCUAUGCCUUGGAAUGUUCCAGAGGGUCAAUUUCCUGUGCGGGUGAAUUCGGCGCCCAGCGCCUCUCCUCUGCCUCCUCCCUCCCCGCUGCCCGGACACCCCAGGUCGUUCUGUCCCCGCCACACUCUCAUCGCCCCCGCGCGCCCGGGAGCAUUCUCCCCGCCCCGCGCCGCUGCCCCAGGGCUCCAGGCGCCCCACAGCCAGGGCCCCGCUGCCUGCUUCGCCCCACGAGCCGUGUCCUCCGGAGUCCCCGGGGCCAUGAGUCUCUGCUCUGUCCCCUGCCGCCCCACCGGUGCCGCUGCGGCGCUGGGGCUCGGUAGCCUCUUGAUGCUUCUCGGGCUGGGUCGCGCGUGCCCCGCGGGCUGUGCCUGCACCGACCCCCACACCGUGGACUGCCGUGAUCGCGGGCUGCCCAGCGUGCCCGAUCCCUUCCCCCUGGACGUGCGCAAGCUGCUUGUGGCCGGCAACCGAAUCCAGCAGAUCCCCGAGGACUUCUUUAUCUUCCACGGAGACCUGGUCUAUCUUGAUUUCAGGAACAACUCCCUGCGCUCGCUGGAGGAGGGCACAUUCAGCGGCUCGGCGAAGCUGGCCUUCCUGGACCUGAGCUACAACAACCUCACUCAGCUGGGCGCCGGCGCCUUCCGUUCGGCGGGGCGGCUGGUCAAGCUGAGCCUGGCCAACAACCACCUGGCCGGUGUGCACGAGGCCGCCUUCGAGAGCCUGGAGUCGCUGCAGGUGCUGGAACUCAACGACAAUAACCUGCGCAGCCUCAACGUGGCGGCUCUGGAUGCACUGCCGGCGCUGCGCACUGUGCGCCUGGAUGGGAACCCCUGGCUAUGCGACUGUGACUUCGCCCACCUCUUCUCAUGGAUUCAAGAGAACGCAUCCAAACUGCCCAAAGGCCUCGAUGCCAUCCAGUGCUCACUGCCCAUGGAGGACCGGAGGGUGGCCCUGCGCGAGUUGUCCGAAGCCAGUUUUAGCGAGUGUAAGUUCAGCCUGUCCCUCACAGAUCUGGUCAUCAUCAUCUUCUCGGGGGUGGCCGUGUCCAUCGCUGCCAUCAUCUCCAGCUUCUUCCUGGCCACCGUGGUGCAGUGUUUCCAGAGGUGCGCCCCUAACAAGGACACGGAUGAUGAGGAUGACGACGAGGAUGACUGA